AUGGAUUAUCCUGACAUACUGGAAGGUCUACCCUUGGGAAGGAAACCACAAUCCGUUGAGGAGAUUUCAGCAAUGAUGCAAAGAAAUGAUCAAUUCAUCCAGGCUGCAGUUCUGGGAAAUCUCCUUCGCUCGGCCUACAUAAUUCUUCCAACGUGGACAAGUAGCUUAAACGUCGCAUAUAACGCCUCCAUUGGCUUGGCACCCAAGAAUUUCAGCCAUGACAGUCAACUCUGCCUAUGCAUGGCUAAUUCAAAGGCGGAGGAAGUCUGUCAAAUAAAAAGCUUCACAUCAGAGGAGAUGGAAACUGAGUUACCCACUCAUAUCUGCAACCCCCGUCUGGCCUACUAUCGUUUUGCCGAACUAACUUCAUCUAAAGCCGCAUCGGGAACUCUUCGACAGCUGUUCAACAAAAACCAUACUCCAGCACCUCUUAUAAUCGAUAUUGAUGAAGAUUUCUUUGGUGUCCAAUUACCCUCCGCAGCAUUAAUGCAACAAGGCUGGGAAUUAAUUGAUAUUUUGUCCUUGUCGUACCCAUUGAAGGAAAUCUUCUGCCCUCCCGAAGAGCUUUCUGGAGCAGAAGAAUUGAAACUCGACUUAUGGUUUCAGAAAACUGUGGAGUCUUUCAAAAAUGCCGGCUGUUUUAGCCAAUAUCAUUGCUCACAUUUGCAUGACAACUCGAGUAUUUCAUUCCCAUGUCAAGAAGAAAUCCACAAGUCCGUGUUUUUCAUGGACCCAAGAUGGAGAUGCCAAAAUAUUGAUGAGGUCAUCUUUAAUAUGAAGCGGCUAGUAAUCCUACUGUCUUACUAUCCCCAUCAUUACUUGAAUGUUCUCAUGGAAGCUGGAGUAUGCCUAGAAGUUGCAAGUAGAUCCUACAAAGUUCAGCCAAGAAUUCACUUUUGUCUGGGUCACAAUUAUCCCGGAGCUUCCGUUGUGCCUGAAUAUGGCCCCGCGUAUGAAGAAAUAAUUGAAUUAGCACGGAAUAUGACCAGGAUUUUAAAGGCAACGUUACCCCGAAAGCCCGCUGCAAUAACAAUUGCUAGGUCAAUUCGAGAUGGAUAUUCCAUUCGAAAGAACCUGUCCUUAGUGGAAACAAUAAUAAAAAUGGUCUUAAAGAGAGUCUACAAUCUUACCGACGAGAAUUUCCAUUAUUCUGAAUAUUUGGCUGGAGGUCCAAGGGGUUGGGCAGACAGAUAUCAGAAAAAAAGAAAAGUUUUCUAA
Molecule: messenger RNA, 1218 nt
Organism: Rodentolepis nana
Lineage: Eukaryota; Metazoa; Platyhelminthes; Cestoda; Cyclophyllidea; Hymenolepididae
Source: the annotation of a GenBank genome assembly